Trifolium pratense (red clover) is the source of this 1255-nucleotide messenger RNA. RefSeq lists its product as uncharacterized. The record is from RefSeq and is a predicted model, not a curated record. NCBI's taxonomy places the organism in Eukaryota, Viridiplantae, Streptophyta, Magnoliopsida, Fabales, Fabaceae. Bases 142 to 1110 code for a protein of 322 amino acids. The transcript has 6 exons. Gene Ontology annotation, biological process: exonucleolytic trimming to generate mature 3'-end of 5.8S rRNA from tricistronic rRNA transcript (SSU-rRNA, 5.8S rRNA, LSU-rRNA). Gene Ontology annotation, molecular function: 3'-5'-RNA exonuclease activity; nucleic acid binding.
AAAGAGAUUCUGUACUUGGAUUCGUUUCCUCUCUACUUCUAGUUCUACGUGGUGCCUGAAUCCCAAAUCCUUGUAAUUUAUUUAUCCGAACAAUCAAAAUAAAAACAACUUGGUUGAUUGAGAGAGAGUAUUCAACUAUCUAUGGCGGUUGUGAGAACUUGCUUGUUGAAGGUUUUGUCUCAUCGUCGUAAUCGCAACCCUUUGGUUUCUUACCUCUCACACUCACCACCACCUCUUACUACUACUACUACCGCUGCUUCUACUACUACUACUACUACUACUCCAAUGCACUCCUUCACCCUCUCCGCUUCCCUUUCCACUUCCCACACCACCACCCGCUCCAAACCAAUGUGCUUGUACCACACACAGGGAAAAUGCACCAAGAUGGAUGAUCUUAUUCACCUUGACAAGUUUAAUCAUGAUUGCUCCAGAGACCUUCAAGUCAAUAUUGCUGAUUUAAACAAAAUACGCUCACAGAAUCUAGACUUUUUCCUUGUACUUGAUUUAGAGGGCAAGGUUGAGAUUCUUGAGUUUCCAGUUCUAAUGAUUAAUGCUAAAACAUUACACGUUGAAGACAUUUUCCACAGGUUUGUGAGACCCUCAAAGAUGACGGAACAAAUAAUUAAUGAAUAUAUUGAAGGAAAGUAUGGAAAAAUUGGAGUUGAUAGAGUUUGGCAUGACACUGCCAUACCAUUCACGGAAGUUAUUGAUGAAUUUGAAGCUUGGUUAAUGCAACAAAAGCUAUGGAUUGGAGGUGAACUUAAUCGUGCAGCAUUUGUUACUUGUGGAAAUUGGGAUUUGAAAACAAAGGUCCCUCAACAGUGUGAAGUGUCAAGGAUGAAGCUUCCCCUCUAUUUUAUGGAGUGGAUUAAUCUCAAAGAUAUCUAUCUGAACUUUUAUAAUAGGAGGGCCACAGGAAUGGUUACAAUGAUGAAGGAACUGCAAAUACCUUUGGUGGGAAGUCAUCAUCUUGGCAUUGAUGACACAAAGAACAUAGCAAGAGUACUGCAGCACAUGCUUAUUGAUGGUGCACUCGUUCAGAUUACAGCAAGGAAGAAUGCUAGGUCUCCUCAAGAUGUCAACUUUCUUUUCAAGAACCGUAUCAGAUAGAGCGGACUUGUCAAUGGAUUUUGUAACUUUUGUACUCGUAAAUUUCAGUACUAAAUUGUUGUGUUGAAUUUAGUUGUAAAGGCAAAUUGUGACGUGAGUGAAAUAUUGUAAAUUUUAAAACAAACUGCCACUGUGUUUAUGAUCA